AUGUCUGGCCUUGCAACACCACCAGUGUUUCCUGGAAUCGGUGAAAGCUUAACAGGAGGGCGAAUUUUAAAAGCAAAAGAAUGCAAUGCACUUAGGGUAUAUACUGCAAAUGAAGUCCUCGAUACUCCCUUGGGAAUGGAGACCCUAAUCAAACAGAUCUCUAGUCCAUACCAAGCACAAGGAAAUUUCUCUCUUCAGAAACUAGAACAACUCAAUCAGUAUCCAGAUUUCAACAAUUACCUGAUUUUUGUUCUUACGAAGUUGAAGUCUGAAGAUGAACCUACACGUUCCUUGAGUGGUCUCAUCUUGAAGAAUAAUGUGAAAGCACAUUUUCACAACUUUCCCAAUGGGGUAACUGACUUCAUUAAAAGUGAAUGUCUGAACAACAUCGGUGAUUCCUCCCCCUUAAUUAGAGCUACUGUAGGCAUUCUGAUAACAACCAUUGCCUCAAAAGGGGAAUUACAGAAUUGGCCUGAACUCUUACCAAAGCUUUGCAGCUUGUUGGAUUCUGAAGAUUACAAUACCUGUGAGAUGGCAUUUGGCGCUCUUCAGAAAAUAUGUGAAGAUUCUGCUGAAAUUCUAGAUAGCGAUGUAUUGGACCGACCACUCAAUAUCAUGAUUCCUAAAUUCUUGCAGUUCUUCAAGCACAGCAGUCCAAAAAUAAGGUCUCAUGCUGUUGCAUGCGUCAAUCAAUUUAUCAUCAGCAGAACUCAAGCUCUUAUGUUGCACAUAGAUUCUUUUAUUGAGAAUCUUUUUGCACUGGCUGGUGAUGAGGAGCCUGAAGUACGCAAAAAUGUUUGCCGUGCUCUGGUGAUGUUGCUGGAAGUUCGAAUGGAUCGCCUCCUUCCUCAUAUGAUUAGUAUAGUUGAGUACAUGCUUCAGAGGACCCAGGACCAAGAUGAAAAUGUGGCUUUGGAGGCUUGUGAGUUUUGGCUGACCUUGGCUGAACAGCCAAUUUGUAAAGAUGUAUUAUGUCGGCAUCUUACUAAGCUGAUACCUGUGCUGGUAAAUGGUAUGAAAUAUUCAGAGAUUGAUAUUAUUCUGUUGAAGGGGGAUGUUGAAGAAGACGAAGCUAUUCCAGAUAGUGAACAGGACAUAAGACCUCGUUUUCAUCGUUCACGGACAGUAGCUCAGCAACAUGAAGAAGAUGGUAUUGAAGAUGAUGACGAUGAUGAUGAUGAUCUUGAUGAUGAUGAUGAUACUAUUUCUGACUGGAAUUUAAGGAAAUGUUCUGCUGCUGCUCUAGAUGUCCUAGCCAAUGUAUUUCGCGAUGAACUUCUGCCACACAUCUUGCCCCGUUUGAAGGAAUUGCUCUUCCAUCCCGAAUGGGUAGUUAAAGAAUCUGGUAUCCUUGUUCUUGGAGCAAUUGCUGAAGGCUGCAUGCAGGGUAUGAUUCCAUAUCUUCCUGAGCUGAUCCCUCACCUUAUUCAGUGCCUCUCUGACAAAAAGGCUCUUGUGCGCUCCAUUACAUGCUGGACUCUUAGUCGCUAUGCACACUGGGUAGUUAGUCAACCCCCAGACACAUACUUGAAGCCAUUAAUGACUGAGUUGCUAAAGCGUAUCCUGGAUAGCAACAAGAGAGUACAAGAAGCUGCCUGCAGUGCCUUUGCUACUCUAGAAGAGGAGGCUUGUACAGAGCUUGUUCCUUAUCUUGCGUAUAUACUUGACACUUUGGUCUUCGCAUUUAGUAAAUACCAGCAUAAAAACCUGCUCAUUCUUUAUGAUGCUAUAGGAACUCUGGCAGAUUCCGUAGGUCAUCAUCUAAAUAAACCAGAAUAUAUUCAGAUGCUAAUGCCUCCAUUAAUCCAGAAGUGGAACAUGUUGAAGGAUGAAGACAAAGAUCUCUUCCCUUUAUUAGAGUGCCUGUCGUCAGUUGCUACUGCCUUGCAAUCUGGCUUUCUUCCAUACUGUGAACCUGUGUACCAGCGCUGUGUAAAUCUGGUGCAGAAGACCCUUGCACAAGCCAUGUUGCAUAAUGCUCAGCCAGACCAAUAUGAGGCUCCAGAUAAAGAUUUCAUGAUUGUGGCUCUUGAUUUACUCAGUGGUUUAGCUGAAGGACUUGGAGGCAACAUUGAACAGCUAGUGGCUCGCAGCAAUAUCCUGACACUAAUGUACCAAUGCAUGCAGGAUAAAAUGCCUGAGGUACGGCAGAGUUCUUUUGCGUUAUUAGGUGAUCUCACAAAGGCGUGUUUUCAGCAUGUUAAGCCUUGCAUCGCUGAUUUCAUGCCCAUUUUGGGAACCAACCUAAACCCCGAAUUCAUUUCUGUGUGUAACAAUGCCACCUGGGCGAUUGGAGAAAUCUCCAUCCAGAUGGGUAUAGAGAUGCAGCCUUAUAUUCCAAUGGUGUUGCACCAGCUUGUAGAAAUAAUUAACAGACCCAACACACCAAAGACGUUGUUAGAGAACACAGCAAUAACAAUUGGUCGUCUUGGUUACGUUUGUCCUCAAGAGGUGGCCCCCAUGCUACAGCAGUUUAUAAGACCCUGGUGCACCUCUCUGCGAAACAUAAGAGACAAUGAGGAAAAGGAUUCAGCGUUCCGUGGGAUAUGUACCAUGAUCUCGGUCAACCCCAGUGGAGUAGUUCAAGACUUUAUUUUUUUUUGUGAUGCUGUUGCGUCGUGGAUUAGCCCAAAAGAUGAUCUCCGGGACAUGUUCUGUAAGAUUCUUCAUGGAUUUAAAAAUCAAGUUGGGGAUGAGAAUUGGAGGCGUUUCUCUGACCAGUUUCCUCUUCCCUUAAAAGAGCGCCUUGCAGCUUACUAUGGAGUUUAACCUCAUGCACUGUAGCUGCAGUCCCAUAAUUAGAGGUCCUUCAGUCUGGGAGACUAUGAGGGAGCCUCUGCACCCAGGGAAAAUGUUACCCUUUACUGGGGGGAAGGGUAAACCAGUAGGGAAUACAGUACAAUCCCAACCCUACUGGGAGGGGCGGGAGGGAGGUGUUGCCGUCACUGUAUUAAGUCGAUGUUGGGAAAUGUUUUAACAUCUGGAGCCUUUGUGGGUGGAAAUCUGUCUCCUAUUACAACUCUGCACUGGAUGUGAAGAAGAAAAAAAAAAAAAGAAUCUAGUUACAAAACAGCACAUUCUGGAAUAUUGUGGGGAAUUGUACCAAAAUAAGAACCAUAUAAUUGAACCAUAGGGAUACGUAAAGAGGAAAACUAUUUUGCGCACAAUAAAGGAAACCUAAGAAUGGGGGUCACAAACAGUAAAAGGCUUUCUUUUUUCUUUUAUGUUUUUUUAAGUAAGGGUUUUCUACAUUAUUUCAUCCUGCUUGAUGGGAUUCCUAGGUAUUUGCAUGUUAAUGAAGAACUACACAAAUGAAGUUAGUACAGUUAAAAUGCAGCUUGUGUCUGUAUUAGGAGCAGGCACUUGCAGUGUACAAUAUAGAAACUCCGUUGUAAAUUAAUAAAGGUUAACUUGGACAAAAUGAAGCAACCUGCAAGCUGCCAAAUGAGUCACUCCUUUCAUUUUUGGGGUAAGGGGAGGGACAUUUCAAAGGAGAGAUUGACAUCUUAAUUUUUACAUUAAAAAAAGAAUUAAAGUAGUGGAUAUGAUUUGAUUAUUGUACUUCAUUAGAUUUAAUUUCUAGAGUAAGGCAUUAUUCUUAACGUGCAGUUUAAGGUUCAGGCAUGCAUUCUGGCUCAUAGUGAUCAGAAGUAAUUUAAAUUAGUGGGAAAGUAGCAUGCUUGCAUCACAUAGAGUGAAAUUGGUAUACAUUUCCCUAUGUUGCGCCAGUCUUGUGUUGCAGUUUAGCAAUUCAAUAUAGCCCUGCAUUUAAAAUUCCUUUUCUAAGAUUCUGUGGAUCUUAUUUUUAUUAAGAAUAUGGAUAUAAAGUACUGUAGUUAACAAUUAGGCCUUGAAAUACCUUUUUAGGAUCUGUUAAGAUUAAGAUUGAUAUUGUAUUGUGUGUAACCUGCACAAUGUGGAAAGCUGAUAUAACUGUGCAAAAUAUUUGCCUCUGUGCUGUCAAUGUGAUGUGCUUUCUGCAUGGUUAUAUACUAGUGAUUUUAUCAGAAUCUCUAAACAUGAGUUACAUGGUAAGACCCGUUAAAGGCUGCAUAAAUGUUAGUUGGCACAUAAAGACA
Messenger RNA from Nipponia nippon (crested ibis), 4079 nucleotides. The record is from RefSeq and is a predicted model, not a curated record. Lineage: Eukaryota; Metazoa; Chordata; Aves; Pelecaniformes; Threskiornithidae.